Molecule: messenger RNA, 357 nt
Organism: Rotaria sordida
Lineage: Eukaryota; Metazoa; Rotifera; Eurotatoria; Philodinida; Philodinidae
Source: the annotation of a GenBank genome assembly
AUGGCUCAUGUUCAUGUUGCAUAUUGGAAAUAUCUAGCUCGACCACCAUUACCAAAUUAUCCAAUGCAACAUCAACCUCCAAUUAGAAAUCGAAAUAAUGCACCAAGACAUUUACCUAUUUUACAUGCACCAACAUUUCCCGAGAUAUAUAAUUUCUAUGAAGAAGAAGAAGAAGAGCAACAACAAUAUGUAGAAACACCAUUCCAGUAUCCAGUAGGUUUUAUUCCAGAUGAACAUAGCAGAUUAAAACACCAAUUAUCAAUGCGAGCUCCAGCUUUUAUGCCAUUACAAAAUUAUUAUAAACUAUCAUUCACACGUUCAUCGAAUCGAUAUUUCCAAUCUGAAUAUUCAUUAUAA